AUGUGGCUGGCUGUGGUGUUAGUAGUAGUGCCACUAGCAGGAUGGCUAUUGUGGUGGUGGAAUGAUAUAUGGUAUGAACUAAUGGCAAGUUUCGGGUCAUCUAAAGGCGGCAGCAACAAGCUACCUCCUGGCCAUAUGGGUCUUCCGGUGAUUGGUGAAAUGUUCACAUUUCUUCGGUACUUCAAGUUCCUACGUCGUCCUGAUGAUUACAUCAAUGUUAAGCGUCGCAAGUAUGGUGAUGGGAUAGGAAUGUAUAAGACGCACCUAUUCGGUAGACCAUCAGUAAUUGUAUUUUCACAAACAGCAAUCAAAUAUGUAUUUCGUUCGGAGGAGAGCUUUGUGUUGGAAUGGCCAAACGUGGAACUUGUAGGCAAGACUUCACUAGUUGCGGUUCAUGGGAAAACACAUGCUAGGCUCAGAAGCUUUGUUUCUAGAAGCAUUAACCAGCCAGAAGCUCUUCGCCAAAUUGCCUGCAUUGUGCAACCUAGAAUGAUCUCCGCCCUUAAAUCUUGGGUCAAAUGUGGUAGAAAUAUUAAUGCCUACAAAGAAAUCAGGAAAGUUACAUUUGAGAACAUUGGCAUGUUUUUUGCUAGUUUUGAGCCAAGCCCCACCCUUGAUAUGCUUGGUGAAUACUUUGUCGGAUUGAUUAGUGGAAUUAGAUCUUACCCAUUGAAUAUACCAGGUUUUGCUUAUCACCACGGCCUUCAGUGUCGAAAUAAAAUCAUUGCCAUUUUUAGAGAAGAAUUGGAGAAAAGGAAGAACGGGAUUGAGGACAAUGAUCAACCUAUGAAGGACCUAAUGGACGGUUUGAUGAAGUUAAAGGACGAAGAAGGUAGCCAAUUAAGCGACAUGGAAAUUCUUGACAAUAUUGUUAGUGUUCUUGUUGCUGGCUAUGAAUCAACCAGUCUAGCCACAAUGUGGGCGGUUUAUUACCUUGCAAAGUACCCAAAGGUUCUACAAAAGCUUCGGGAAGAAAGCAUGUCACUCAAAAAGAGCAAAAGUGAAGAAUUUGUUACAAGCGAUGAGAUGUUAAAGAUGAAAUACACCAUGAAAGUUGUGGAUGAAACAAUCAGAAUGGCAAAUGUCGCUGCGUUUAUUUUUCGUACAACAACAAAAGAUGUUAACUAUAAAGGAUAUAAGAUACCAAAAGGAUGGAAUGUAAUGUUAUGGAUUAGGUAUCUCCAUACAGAUCCUGAGAACUUCAACGAUCCGAUGUGUUUCAACCCUGAUAGAUGGGAUGUACCAAUGGUGCCUGGAACAUACCAAGUGUUUGGAGGUGGAAUAAGGAUCUGCGCAGGAAAUAUGCUCGCUCGUCUACAACUUGCCAUCUUUCUCUACCAUUUGUCCACAGGAUACAAGUGGGAAUUGGUGAAUCCGGAUGCAAAAAUGAAGUAUCUCUCACAUCCAAAACCUGAAGAUGGUGUUGAAAUUACAUUUGAUAAACUAUGA
Erigeron canadensis is the source of this 1449-nucleotide messenger RNA. RefSeq names its product ent-kaurenoic acid oxidase 1-like. The transcript has 7 exons. Gene Ontology annotation, biological process: brassinosteroid homeostasis; sterol metabolic process; multicellular organism development. Gene Ontology annotation, molecular function: monooxygenase activity; heme binding; oxidoreductase activity, acting on paired donors, with incorporation or reduction of molecular oxygen. Bases 1 to 1449 code for a protein of 482 amino acids. The record is from RefSeq and is a predicted model, not a curated record. Lineage: Eukaryota; Viridiplantae; Streptophyta; Magnoliopsida; Asterales; Asteraceae.